Messenger RNA from Oreochromis aureus, 2442 nucleotides. RefSeq names its product zinc finger protein OZF-like. Bases 551 to 2071 code for a protein of 506 amino acids. Gene Ontology annotation, molecular function: DNA-binding transcription factor activity, RNA polymerase II-specific; RNA polymerase II cis-regulatory region sequence-specific DNA binding. Gene Ontology annotation, biological process: regulation of transcription by RNA polymerase II; central nervous system development. NCBI's taxonomy places the organism in Eukaryota, Metazoa, Chordata, Actinopteri, Cichliformes, Cichlidae. The transcript is spliced from 4 exons. Gene Ontology annotation, cellular component: nucleus. The record is from RefSeq and is a predicted model, not a curated record.
AGGGGCUCUAAGUUGACCUAACGGGCUGUGAAUGGACAGCAGACGGUAGAGGGAAGUGACGUUUCAGGAAGUGAAAUGAGAAUAGAAGUGGAUGGUGAGCAAUGUAGCGGUGAGAUAAGACAAACAUAAUAAGACAAAAAAACAAAGCGGAAAAGGAGAACAACAAGCAGAGUGAAACUAACCUGUAAUGUGGGGGAAACGGACAGUGAGCGCAGUGUAACCGUGACAACGAGACACGAGGACGGAUUUAAAGUGAUCAUAAAAUCGUCUCCAGACGGUCGUCAUUCGUCCAGUGGGCGGGAUUAAUGCACCUGUAAGCUGAUUUGUCAAAUGCCAUCAAGCCCCGAAGAAGAACGGAGGAGGACAGCACUACUGUGGUAGAGGAGCGGUGUGUGUGCAGACAUGGCUGCUGUUGAUGAAGCGGACUGAACUUAGAGGAGAGACACAAACUAAAGUAUUGAUCCCGUCACAUCAGUGUGGAUCUGAUACCAACGUCUGUAUCGCUUCAUCAAUGCCUGUAUCGAUCCAUCCAGCCUGAGUUGAAGCAGCAAUGAGCUCAGUGCAGUAUUUGAGAGAGUUCAUCAAGGAGAGACUAACUGCUGUUUGUGAAGAAAUCUUCUCAGAGGUUCAAAAAACCAUCGUCCAGUAUGAGGAGGAGAGCAACCGUCAGCACAGACUGCCGGAUAUCAGCUGGAAACCCGACAGAAACUCACACAUCAUAGACCUCCCACAACAACAUGACUGUGAGGAAGAGGAGGGUCUGGAUGAGCAGCAGGUCUGUAACCAGGAGAGGAACUCCAGUGUGGACCAGGAGGACCCAGAGCCUCCACAGAUUACAGAGGAACAGGAGGAACUCUGCAGCAGUCAGGAGGGAGAGCAGCUUGGACUGAAGAAGGAGUCUGAAGGCAUUAUUGUCUGGACUGAUGAAGAGCAGCUCAGAGUGAUGGAGACCAUCUGUAAACCUGAGAUAAGGUUACACAGAAUAGAUGUUGUACAGCAGCAUGCUUUUAAGGAAGAGGAAGUUCUUACAGACCAGCAGAUCUUUAACCAGGAGAGGAACUCCAGUCUGGACCAGGAGGACCCAGAGCCUCCACAGAUUAAAGAGGAACAGGAGGAACUCUGCAGCAGUCAGGAGGGAGAGGAGCUUGGACUGAAGCAGGAGACUGAUACUUUCCUCAUAAGCGGGUGUCACCAUGAAAGUUCCCACAGUGAACCAGAACCAAACAGUGAGCAGCUCCUUUCUCACAGCUCUUCUGAAGCAGAGAGCCGAGAUUAUGAAGUAAAUGGGCAUGUGGACUCAAGAUCAACUAGAAAUGAAGAACUGAAGAAGAGACAUCACAGUCAGAGAGUAAAUAACACUCCUGUGUCAGUGAGUCAAAGUAGAACGGACACAAAGAACAAGUCUGUACAAUGUGACGUGUGUGGAAAAACUUUACCUGAUAAAUACAAACUGAUUGCACAUCUAAGAGUUCACACAGGUGAGAAGCCAUAUUCUUGUUUCACCUGUGCGAAAAGAUUUUCUAACUCAUCAGCAUUAAAAAAACACAUGAGAAUUCACACAGGUGAGAAACCGUAUUCUUGUAGCACCUGUGGGAAAAGAUUUUCUGACUCAUCAGCGUUCAAAACACACAGGAGAGUUCACACAGGUGAGAAGCCAUAUUGUUGUAGCACCUGUGGGAAAAGAUUUGCUACCUCAUCAACGUUGAAAACACACACGAGAGUUCACACAGGUGAGAAGCCAUAUUGUUGUAGCAUGUGUGGGAAAGGAUUUAAUCAGAAGUCCCAUUUGGACUCUCAUGCUAGAAUUCACACAGGUGAGAAACCAUAUCCUUGUAGCACCUGUGGGAAAAGAUUUGCUGACUCAUCAGGAUUCAAAACACACACGAGAAUUCACACAGGUGAGAAGCCAUAUUGUUGUAGCACCUGUGGCAAAGGAUUUAUUCAGAAGUCACGUUUGGACUGUCAUAUAAGAAUUCACACAGGUGAGAAACCGUAUCCUUGUAGCAUCUGUGGGAAAAGGUUUGUCGAUAAGGUACAAUUAAAGAAGCACAUGAGAAUUCAUACAGUUUAGAACGUAUAUACUUAGAAAAUGUGGGACAGCUGUGAGUCAUCGCUGAACACCUGAGUGAAAAAAUGAUGCAUAUUCAAAUCAUUAUUUAUUUUUUUUCCAGAGCUGUAAAGAACUCUCAGCAUUGUUUGUUCAGUUUAUUACAUUAUUCUAUUAAUUGUAUCAGGAAAACUGAUCUUACAUUUCAUGAGGGUUAAAGUUCAGUAUGCUCCUGUUCUAUUGGUUCAUUGUUUAGCUCUGUUGUUUAUUAUUAUUGCUUUAUAUCCUAUGAUGGGACAAAUGGACCCCAAACCAGUCUUCUGGUUAACAAAUUUAAUCCUUUGCUCAAGUGAGUUUUUGUCACAAUAAAAAUAAAGAAAGUGAGCAACAGUCAA